Messenger RNA from Fraxinus pennsylvanica, 1017 nucleotides. The record is from the annotation of a GenBank genome assembly. Lineage: Eukaryota; Viridiplantae; Streptophyta; Magnoliopsida; Lamiales; Oleaceae.
AUGGAAGAAUCCUCCAAGAAUCCGCCGCUUCCGGUUUCUAAUUCCACCGCCGCUGGCAAAGGUGGCAGGAAAAGCCCCACCAUGACAAAGAAAGGUGCCUGUGCUGCCAUAUCUUACAUGGCUUGUGCUGUUCUUUUGGUAAUAUUCAACAAAGCAGCACUUUCUUCGUAUAAUUUUCCGUGUGCAAACGUCAUUACACUUUUUCAGAUGUUUUUUUCAUGUUUGUUUCUCUACGCAUUGAGAUGUCGGAAGAUUAUUUCUUUUACAUCCGAUCAAACACUUGGCUUCACCAAUCACCCGGCGAAACUUGUUCCGCUGAAGUCUAUAAUUCAUACCCUUCCUUUGACAAUUUCAUAUUUGCUUUACAUGGUUAUCUCAAUGGAAUCUAUACGUGGGAUCAAUGUCCCUAUGUACACAGCCCUUAGACGGACAACCAUUGCUUUUACAAUGAUGAUGGAGUAUAUUUUGUUGGGACAGAAACAUUCUCCAUAUGUUGUUUGUAGUGUAGGAACGAUCAUAUUGGGUGCAUUUGUAGCCGGGGCUCGGGACUUGUCAUUUGACUUUUACGGAUAUUCUGUUGUAAUCGUUUCAAACAUCACUACUGCAAUAUAUCUCUCUUGCAUAUCUCGGAUUGGAAAAUCCAGUGGCCUUAAUAGCUUUGGUCUUAUGUGGUGCAAUGGAAUAAUUUGCGGACCAAUCUUGCUAAUAUGGGCAUCUUUCAGAGGUGACCUAGAAACGACCAUGAAUUUCCCGUACUUGUACUCGCAUGGUUUCCAGGUUGUUAUGCUUCUAUCAUGUGUUAUGGCAUUCUUAUUGAAUUACACAGUGUUUUUGAAUACAACUCUUAAUUCGGCACUCACUCAAUCGAUCUGCGGAAACCUAAAGGACCUGUUUACAAUUGGUUUUGGCUGGCUACUAUUUGGUGGACUUCCUUUUGAUUUGUUAAACAUUGCGGGUCAAUCUCUUGGUUUCUUGGGAUCCGGCUUAUACGCUUACUCUAAACUCAAAGGGAAGUAG